This is a messenger RNA of Thlaspi arvense, 315 nucleotides long. Lineage: Eukaryota; Viridiplantae; Streptophyta; Magnoliopsida; Brassicales; Brassicaceae. The record is from the annotation of a GenBank genome assembly.
AUGGUGAGAGCUAGUGGAAAAAGCUCCGAAUCAUCGACUGAUCUCGAUGUCGUUAGUUCAAUUCAGAAUGUUUGGGAUAAGUCUGAAGAUCGUUUAGGUCUUAUUGGUUUGAGUUUUGCUGCUAUUGUAGCUCUCUGGGCUUCACUAAACCUAAUCACGGCAAUCGACAAAUUGCCUGUUGUCUCCUCCGGGUUCGAAUUAGUUGGUAUCUUGUUCUCUACGUGGUUUACAUAUCGAUAUCUCUUGUUCAAACCCGACAGAGAGGAGCUCUCCCAAAUUGUCAAGAAAUCAGUAGCGGAUAUACUUGGUCAGUAA